This is a messenger RNA of Anneissia japonica, 9402 nucleotides long. RefSeq names its product E3 ubiquitin-protein ligase HECTD1-like. Gene Ontology annotation, molecular function: metal ion binding; ubiquitin protein ligase activity; protein binding. The record is from RefSeq and is a predicted model, not a curated record. The transcript is spliced from 44 exons. Gene Ontology annotation, biological process: anatomical structure development; protein K63-linked ubiquitination; proteasome-mediated ubiquitin-dependent protein catabolic process. NCBI's taxonomy places the organism in Eukaryota, Metazoa, Echinodermata, Crinoidea, Comatulida, Comatulidae. Gene Ontology annotation, cellular component: nuclear speck. Bases 348 to 7862 code for a protein of 2504 amino acids.
GUACGCUCAACACUGUGAAUAGAAACGAUGGUGUUUGUUAUGUUGUGAAGACCAAACAGAAAGGAUAACUUAUACCAUAAAUUUUGUGGAUUUAGAUCGAUUUAAAUUCGUGGUAUAUAUUCUGAUAUUAAUAUUUAAAUAUUGGAUAUUUCAGCAAGAAACUUUCAUGUCUAUUAGGAGCUAUUAAGGGAGAGCAUUACAGAGCUGAAGGAUGGGUAUUUUUUGACAUUAGUGCAGUAUUAUAGUUACAUUCAUACAGUCAAAAUCUACUUCGCUUUAUCGUUUCAAAGGAGGAAUUAUUUUGGUGUGGCCUAGUUGUAGCCUAGGCCCAAGUGGCUGACCCAAAGAUGGCUGACGUGGAUCCUGAGACGUUGUUGGAAUGGCUCCAAAUGGGCCAGGGAGAGGAACGAGACAUGCAGCUUAUUGCAUUGGAACAGCUUUGUAUGUUACUGCUAAUGUCGGACAAUGUGGAUCGUUGUUUUGAGAGUUGUCCCCCACGAACAUUUCUUCCGGCUUUGUGCAAAAUCUUUUUGGAUGAACAAGCACCCGAUAAUGUACUUGAAGUUACAGCCCGUGCUAUCACCUACUACCUAGAUGUUUCGGCUGAGUGCACACGACGAAUCAUUGCGGUGGAUGGCGCUGUCAAAGCCAUCUGUAAUCGCUUGGUUGUUGCUGAGCUCUCGUCUAGGACUAGUCGGGAUCUAUCUGAGCAAUGUAUCAAGGUUUUGGAACUGAUGUGUACCCGUGAAUCUGGUUCUGUCUUUGAGGCUGGAGGUUUGAACUGUGUGCUGUCUUUUAUCCGGGAUAAUGGUAGUCAGAUCCACAAGGAUACACUACAUUCCGCCAUGUCGGUUGUAUCUCGGCUGUGUGGAAAGAUGGAACCGAGCGACACUUCUUUGGAAACGUGCGUUCAGUCCCUCUCAACGCUCCUAAACCACGAGGAUGGACAUGUUUCAGAUGGCGCAUUACGCUGCUUUGCGUCUCUAGCUGACCGGUUCACUCGGCGUGGAAUUGAUCCAGCACCCUUAGCAAAGCACGGUCUCACAAAGGAACUUCUAGAGCGUUUGUCCAACUGUGGUAUCCCCAAGUCACAGACCCUAGUUGCCAAAGGUAGCACGCCCUCAACUCCUGCUGGAAGUACUCCGGACUCAAAAAGUAAUCAUAACAUAUCUACAGUUAUAAGUCUGUUGUCUACAUUAUGCAGGGGUUCCCCUGGUGUUACUCAUGAUCUGUUGCGUUCAGAGCUACCAAAUGCAAUUGAGAAGGCCCUGCAGGGAGAUGAAAGGUGUGUCCUAGAUACGAUGCGUCUGGUGGACCUGUUGAUGGUUUUAUUAUUUGAAGGCCGUAAAGCACUACCUAAGACCAGUAUCACGAUUGGUGGGUCGUCGCGCAUGACUGGUUUGAGGAGGCUUGAUAGCUCGGGUGAACGAUCUCAUCGCCAACUCAUUGAAUGUAUAAGAAGCAAGGAUACAGACGCUUUGAUCGAUGCUGUAGACACCGGAGCUUUUGAAGUGAAUUACAUGGAUGAUGUUGGACAGACACUUCUCAAUUGGGCAUCGGCAUUUGGCACUCAGGAAAUGGUGGAAUUUUUGUGUGAACGAGGUGCAGAUGUCAACAGAGGGCAGCGCUCAUCUUCACUACAUUAUGCAGCCUGUUUUGGGCGACCUCAAGUAGCCAAGACACUUCUUCGUCAUGGAGCUAAUCCUGACCUUCGGGACGAGGACGGUAAGACACCUUUAGACAAAGCACGUGAAAGAAACGAUGAAGGACAUAGAGGUGUUGUCCAGGUACUUCAGUCACCAGGUGAAUGGAUGGUACCAGUUACCCCAACCACCACCACCUCUAGCCCAACUACCAAGGAAGAUGUUUCCAAGAAGGGGGAAUGUAUAGUUAGUGCACCCUCAACACCACCACCAUCAGGACCCAAAGGUGAUCCUGAGAUGGCCCCAGUGUAUCUUAAUAAAUUGCUGCCCAUAUUCGCUCAGGCCUUUCACCAUACCAUGAUGCCUUCUAUAAGAAAAGCCACCCUAGCCUUGAUUCGUAAAAUGGUGCAUUAUAUAUCUUACAACCAACUAUUUGAAGUGUGUGACACUGAUGGAAUUCACUUUGCCGCUGUUUUAGUUGAAGUUUUAGCAAAUGUUCUUGAUCAAGAGGAUGACGAUGAAGGCCACCUUACUGCCUUACAAAUUAUUCAAGACCUGAUGCAGAAGGGCCUCAACCUAUUCCUUGAUCAUUUUGCCAGGCUUGGAUUGUUUAGUAAAGUUGCAGCCUUGACGGGUCCUAUGGACGAUUUAGAUGAAGAAACUGCAAUAGGCAGUGAUAAAAAACAAGAAAAAGAAAUAGUACAAAUGGAAGACGCAAAAGAAAUCCUGCAAGGGCGUCCAUUCCACUGGCGCGACUGGUGCUUGGCGCGUGGUAGAGAUUGUCUGUAUGUCUGGAGUGAUGCUGCAGCUCUAGAGCUUUCUAAUGGCAGCAAUGGCUGGUUUAGGUUUAUUCUAGAUGGCAAGCUGGCAACCAUGUAUUCCAGUGGUAGCCCAGAAGGAGGAUCUGAUAGCUCAGAGAGUAGAAGUGAAUUUCUUGAGAAACUCCAGCGAGCUAAGAACCAAGUAAAGGCAGGCAUGACUAGCCAACCCCUCCUAACUCAUCCAGGACCUACGAAGCUAGUAGUUGGUAACUGGUCUUUGCAGUGUAGAAAGGAUGGUGAGGUGGUCAUCCACAAUUCAGAUGGACAAGCACAAGCUACAAUAUUACGUGAGGAUCUACCUGGUUUUAUAUUUGAAUCAAAUCGGGGCACAAAACAUUCAUUCACUGCUGAAACAUCCCUCGGUCCUGAAUUCUCAACCGGUUGGACAGGCAAGAGAGGGAAGAGGCUUAGGUCAAAGGUUGAACAGGUUAAACAAAAGGUUAAAUAUCUUGCAAAUGAGCUUUAUGAUGGCUACUUCAAAGCAGCAGAGGCUCACCCAAGGGGAGUAGUAGCUAAAUUAAAAGACAUUGUAGCUCAACUGAAGUCGGCUUGUGCCUCCCAUAAUGACGUAACUAAGCCUUCUGAAGGAGAGAACAGUUGGCGUGAGGAAAUGAAAACAGCAUUGGAAUCACUUACUUUACUACUUAAAGAGGAGGGCACAUUGUCUGCUUAUGAAAUACACACAAGUGGUCUUGUACAAGCACUUGUCUUAACACUAAAUAAUAAUUAUGAUGAUGUUCUACUACAUGAUGGUCACCUUAAAGAAAGAGUAAACUUAUUCAAAGCUGCCUUUAGGGAAACAAGCGAUGAUGAAAGUAUUUCUCCUGCUGUAAUGUUAGUUCGUAAAUUUAUUGCUGUAUUGGAGUCUAUAGAACGGCUUCCACUCUGUCUGUAUGAUUCACCGGGAUCUAGUUACGGUUUACAGGUCCUUACAAGACGAUUGCGCUUCCGUCUAGAGAAGGCCCCCGGGGAGACAUCUUUAAUUGACAGAAGUGGACGCACACUUAAGAUGGAACCCUUAUCUACAAUUAGUAGUCUAGAAAGAUAUCUUCUAAAAAUGGUUGCAAAACAGUGGUAUGACUAUGAUAGACCCAGUUUCACAUUUGUUAAGAAACUGAAAGAAACGACUCCAAUCACAUUUAGACACACCCAUGACUUUGACGACAAUGGCAUAAUCCAUUGGAUUGGCACAAAUGCAAAAACUGCCUAUGAAUGGAUUAACCCAGCUCAGUAUGGCUUAGUAGUGGUGAGCAGCUCUGAGGGGCGAACUCUUCCAUAUGGACGUCUGGAGGACAUUUUAAGUAGGGAUGCAUCGGCGCUUAACUGCCAUACCAAUGAUGACAAACGGGCAUGGUUUGCAAUAGAUUUGGGUCUGUGGGUUAUUCCAUCAGCAUACACAUUACGACACGCUAGAGGCUAUGGCAGGUCUGCCCUGAGGAAUUGGCUACUCCAAGUGUCCAAGGAUGGACACAACUGGACAACUCUCCUGACCCAUACUGAUGAUUCAUCCCUUAGUGAACCAGGAUCCACUGCCACUUGGCCCCUGGAACCCUCUAAGGACGAGAAGCAGGGCUGGCGCCAUAUCCGUAUGCAGCAGAUGGGCAAGAACGCAAGUGGACAGACACACUACCUGUCACUUUCCGGCUUUGAGGUGUAUGGCACUGUAACUGGAGUCUGCGAUGACCAGUUAGGAAAAGCAGCCAAGGAAGCUGAGGCUAACAUGAGAAAGCAGCGGCGUAUGAUCCGUUCCCAGGUAUUGCGGCAGAUGCUGCCGGGGGCUAGAGUUGUGCGUGGAAUGGACUGGAAAUGGCGUGACCAGGAUGGUAAUCCAAGUGGAGAGGGUACUGUAACAGGUGAACUACACAAUGGGUGGGUUGAUGUGACUUGGGAUCACGGAGGAUCCAACUCUUACAGAAUGGGUGCUGAGGGAAAGUAUGACCUUAAACUUGCUCCGUCCCACUCCGAGAGCACCACUGCCAAGACGGCUCGAGUCUUGGCAGCUGCUUUGGGUCCUAGCCCAACUUCCAAAUCCAACAGCACUAAAGUUACCGAUGGGGAACUAGGCAAGAGUAGUAUAGCAUCCGCAUCAACAUCAACGUCCAGCCUUGGCAGUAUUAAGAGCAGCUCAAGUCCAAGCCUUAAUGCAAUGACAGCGUUUCUUAUGGAUAAUAAAGCAGCAAACAAAGAUCUAUCCAGUGCAGCAGUUGAAAGUGCUCUCUUAGCAUCUGGUCUAAGUUCCGUGGUGGAGGAUGCCGCCCUGACAAAUGAAGAAUUUAGCAGCGAGACUCAACAGCUUGAAGACAAGGGGGCAUCUGCUCCAGAUACAAGGGACACAACCUGUAGUAUGAGUGUGAGUGUACCAAACUUGAGUAGUACUCGGGACGCAGUUGCUGGACUUAUGGAAUCUGUGCUCUUACAUCGUACUGUUGGAUCUGCCAACAACUUCUCCAACAACCGUGGCAGUACAUUCCCCUCAAGUUUCGUCAGGUUUCCAUCUGGCCUAUCUAGUAGCUCUUUUUGUUCAGCAUUGUUAAGCAGUGCACAGAGUGCCCCCAACCUACCAGCAGUAACAACCUCAUCCACCAGUUUUGGCAUCGCCAACGUGACCACGAGCGUGGCUACCAGGUUGAGCUCAACCCUAGCAGCUAGUCUGGCAUCAACAUCAAGCGAGAGCGACAACGAUUUCUUGGAUUCCUGCCGAACUAGCUCUUUCUUGGCUGAUCUGGAAGAUGAUGAAUUCUGUCAGGAGGGCGAGGACAUUGAUGAUGAGAAUGAAGAUGAUAGCGAGAUGGAGGAUUAUGAUGAUGUCAUGGAUGAAGGUGAGGAGUAUGAUUUGCGUGGAAGGAGAAGAACAUGGGAUGAUGAGCAUGUUCUUAAGAGGCAGUUCUCAGCACUUGUUCCUGCUUUUGAUCCAAGACCUGGCAGGACCAAUGUCAAUGCAACGACUGACUUAGAGAUACCACCCCCUGGCUCUCCAGAAACAUCAUUUGUAACAGAAGCAGAGUCGGCUCCCUCGCCGAGACUUGCACUCUAUCUACGUGGCCCUGGAUUACCUGGGGUACCAGAAGUUGAGACACUUUGUGCUGAUCCCAACGCCCCAGUGUUUAGAUACGUACAGAAUCUGUAUCACUCUGCAGGAUCAGCUGUCAAACUUGACAAACUGCGCAGAAUUUGGGAACCAACUUAUGUAGUUGUGUAUCGUGAACUGAAGCCUGAAGACGGUUUGCCUGGAGAUUUAGAAAACACUGGAGGGCGUUGGUCGACAUCAUUUGUUGAGCAACAAGUUGGUUCCGAUCAAUUACCAAAGUCCGAGCUGAUUGCUUACUUGCAACAAAAUGCAGACAUUCAGUUUUUAAGAAGGUGGAAGCUGAUUGGUUCUUCAAAGAGUAUACGAAAGAGCCGCAACUGCUCGCAGCUUGUGGCUGCGUAUAAGGAAUUCUGUAGAUUAGGUUUCAAGCCAGUUACAAGUCGUACUCGUCAUAGAAGUGGUCGUGUCUUGAAUGAAACGGACUGUGAAGUAAUUAACAAGAAUGAACUGUCAGCAUGCACUGUUGACGAGGUUCUGCAUCUCCUUAGGAUUCUAUAUGCCCUUGCCACUGACGUGUCUGAAACUGGAAAGAUCGAAGGUGCAGAUAACCAUCAAUUUUCUGUAUCAGUUGAAGAAUUUGUGAGCAAGAAGAUUACUACUAAGCUUGUACAGCAAGUUCAGGAUCCGCUGGUGUUGUCCAGCUCAGCUCUUCCAAGCUGGUGUGAGAAGCUGACCAAUAGAUGUCCAAUGCUCUUCCCCUUCGAUACAAGGCAACUUUAUUUCACCUGCACAGCAUUUGGAGUAUCAAGAGCUAUUGCAUGGCUUCAGCAGAAACGUGAUGAAAACGUGGAGCGUGUGCGUCCAUUGUCGUCCCGUAGAGAUGACCAACAUGAAUUCCGAGUAGGCCGCUUAAAACACGAAAGGGUGAAGGUACCACGUGGUGCUCAGUUACUAGACUGGGCUCUGCAGGUGAUGAAGCUGCAUUCAGAGAGGAAGUCCAUUCUAGAGGUUGAGUUUCAUGGAGAGGAAGGUACAGGACUUGGUCCCACCUUGGAGUUCUAUGCUUUAGUUUCAGCUGAGUUGCAGCGCAAGAGCCUUGGUAUGUGGAUGUGUGAUGAUGACCACCCAGAUGACCAGGCCCGAGAGGUUGAUAUUGGUGAUGGAAGAAAAUCGCCUGGAUACUACAUCCAGAAGACAUCUGGCCUUUUCCCUGCUCCACUCAUCCAGGACAAUGAGGAUACGGAACGUGUGGUACAACUCUUUCACUUCUUGGGCGUGUUCUUGGCAAAAUGCAUCCAAGAUAAACGCAGGGUAGACCUUCCAUUGUCCAGACCCUUCCUGAAGCUGAUGUGCCUUGGAGAGGUUGGCAGCAACAUCCAACACGUCUGCACAAAUUCUUCCAUGAGAGAUUCGGAUUCAUACUCGGUAGAAGUGAUGUCGGAAGCAUCUUUAGAGGACCUCAAUGAACUCAUAUCAGAGAUCUCUCUCGAAGAGACUGAAUCAAAAUCGGAGCUGAUUCUUGGUGAUCCGCCAAAGGCGAGGACACCAGCCUGGUUUGCGGGACUCUUAACCUGGGAGGAUUUUGAAGUGGUCGAUCCCCACCGUGCACGAUUUUUGCUGCAGUUGCGUGAACUUGUGAAUAAGAAGCGUAGUAUUUUAAAAGAUCGGACUUUAAGCGAUGAGGAGAGAAAUAAUGCAAUACAAAACCUUGCCCUGGAGUCUGAGGAUAAAUCUAUACCACCAAUUAAGCUAGAAGAUUUAGGACUGACAUUCCAAUUCAACCCAUCAUCCCGUGUGCAUGGCUACAGUGCCUAUGACUUAAAACCCAAUGGUGAAGAAGAGAUGGUAACCAUAGACAACGCAGAAGAGUUCAUUGACCUGUUGCUUGAAUUCUGUCUUCAUACUGGUAUUCGGAGGCAGAUGGAGGCAUUCAGAGAUGGAUUCAACAAAGUGUUUCCUAUGGAUAAACUACACGUCUUCAAUCCUGGUGAGCUACAGACAAUCAUGUGUGGUGACCAAGCACCUUCAUGGACACGAGAGGAUGUGCUGAACUACACAGAACCAAAGCUAGGCUAUACCAGAGAAAGCCCUGGAUUCCAAAGGUUUGUCAACUUAAUGUGCAAGAUGGACAAGGAUGAACGCAAGGCCUUCAUGCAGUUUACCACUGGCUGUUCGUCACUCCCACCAGGCGGCCUAGCUAACCUCCACCCUCGCCUCACGAUCGUCCGUAAAGUUGAAGCCGAUGAUAAGACAUACCCAUCCGUAAAUACAUGCGUGCAUUAUCUGAAACUACCGUGCUACUCAAGUGAAGAAAUAAUGAGAAAGAUGCUGAGAUCGGCCACGACAGAGAAAGGUUUCCAUUUGAACUGAAGAAAAAAAUAAAUCAUAAUUAAUAUCAUAUCGAAAUUAAUAUAUAGAACAUUGUUUUAUUUCAUUUGGUUUUGCUGAAAUUUGGAAUCAAAAUGAGGGAGCACAAACACAGCAGUAAAACUUUGUCUGAAAAAUAUCCAUGCCCUAAAUAUAUUCCUUCCACUAAUCAGCAUUUAUGAACUUUGUCAUUUAAUUUGAUUUAAUCAUAUGCCAUGUUUCUACUGAAGCAAGUCCUGUAUGUAUGGAACAUGCAUGUCUGCUAGCAUCUGAGUAGCCAAUGGGAAGUCAGUAAAAUACACUAGGUUAUUGCAGUGCAUUGUGGUCAGACAAACAAAACAUAGUUGUAUCUGCUGUCUAGGUGAUGGCAGUUGAAGCAGACGGUAUGAUUCUGAUUAGCUUUGAUCGAUUAUUCAUGCAGAUUUAAAAUUUUCUCUAAGGAUAUGUUCACACUAUCAAAUUUUAUACAACAAAGUGUGAUAUGCCCAUAUUUGGGUGUGAACAGACCUUUAGUUUACAACUUAUUGACUAUUGAUCAAUAUUCAUAAUAUUAUGUACAUAAUCUCCUUUGAAAAGCAUCUCACAGGAUUGAUGUACUAUUUAAAAACUGUGUAUCAUGAUUGCUUGGGUCUGUUUCUACUUGUGGCGUGGCAUUCUACGACUCACUGGAUUGCUGAUAUAUUGUGAUGCUUAUUUCUGUGUAUUAUAUAAUGCAUGAGUAGAAAAACUGUUAUAAUCUGGUGCAAUUAAUACACAACAGUUUAUGACUGCAAAAAGCUUCAUAGUUCAGAUACAUACAGUAGAAAGAUAUUUUAAUUUAAAAUAAAAUAGUGAUAGGUUGCCAUGAAACAAUACUGUAUUUUAUUGAGGGUUCUAUGCUGUUGGCUUUAUGGGUAGCAAGACAAUUAACAAAAUUAUGGUAGCUGAUUAUGGAAAUGUAGAAGGCUUGGGAUUAAAGGGAAUAGGAUUGAUGAGUUUGCAAGAGUGAUUUAUUAUCUUAAAUAACAAAUUUAUAUUCUUUGUCUUUUUUUUAAAUUAAUUUUUUGUUUUUAUAUAAUUAAUUUGUCUUAAUUAUUAUUAUUAUUAUGGAGUAACUCAUGCAUAGAAAAGCAAUAAUAGAAAAAUGUCUACUGCACAGUGUUUUGUUUUGGAGUAAAAGAUUUCAAAGCGUCUUUUUGCUUUCCCAAUUGGUGUUGGGUAAUUUUAAAAAGUGAUACAGAAAACAUUUCUCUAAUUUUUUUGUUAGAUAAUUUUUGAUUAUGCAAUACAAGCUGUAAAAUAUAAAAGAUAUAGGCAUGUUCACUUGUUUUUUUCUAAAGCUAGGUUACCAUUAAAUAAAUUCAGCACAUAGUACAAAUUACUUUUUAAUGAACUUGCUGUAUAAUUGUAGGUCCAGUGAGUUGGUUUUUUUCUUCUUUUUUUGUGGAAAGUUAACUAUUAUUAUAGAAAUACUAUAUAAUCAUUUAAACAUUGUAACUAGACGUAAUGUUGUGUGUAUGAUAGAAGCUUAAAGAUUAAAGGAUACAUAUCCAAACUUAACUAA